Messenger RNA from Dermacentor silvarum, 1251 nucleotides. Its product is annotated as myb/SANT-like DNA-binding domain-containing protein 1. Lineage: Eukaryota; Metazoa; Arthropoda; Arachnida; Ixodida; Ixodidae. Gene Ontology annotation, cellular component: nuclear body. The coding region runs from base 463 to 1023 and encodes 186 amino acids. The record is from RefSeq and is a predicted model, not a curated record. Gene Ontology annotation, biological process: positive regulation of DNA-templated transcription. The transcript is spliced from 2 exons.
CCCUGUCACACGGCACGUGUAAUGUCAUUCGCAGCGAAUGAGAUUACGUGUUAAUGCCAUUUUUGUUGCUUCUACACGGGCAUAGCGAAUGACAUUCACAGCUAAUGGCAUUCGCCCAUUGAAUGAGUUUCCCGAACUCAUUCGCGCGCGACUUGUGUAAUCUCGACGACAGGGGCUUGGCAAAAGGUUACAAUAACGAUAACUUAAAACUAAAUAGAAUUAGGGUAAAAGUUCUUAUUAUUUGCAGUUAUAAAUCUUGUAAAUAUUUUAUGACGUACAGCAUGCCAGUUGAAGCGGUUUGUGCAUUAUAUUCUUGUUCCCAGACUCCGGCAGGACGUUAUCAGCAGUUAUCACCACUUAUCAGUACCUAGCUCUUGUCGGCCAUGUUUAGAAACGCUUGUUCAUUCCCGUCUGCAUGUUGUUUUUCUGCGAAGUGGUGCCGCGUUAACCCUUGUACCAACCAUGGAAGGCAACCGGGCAGCUUCGUCAGCAGAAAAUGAGAAGCACAAAACCCACUGGAGCGACGACGAGACGCGCGCGCUUUUGAAAGUCUGGGAGGACCACCUCAGUGACUUGCGCAAGACGAAGCGCAACCUGAAAGUCUACGUCGCCAUAGCCGAGUGCCUGCGUGCGCAAGGGGUGGAGAAGAGUGUGAAAGAAAUUAAAAGCAAGAUAGAAAAUUUGGGAAACCGGUACCGGAACCUCAGCCGAAAGACGACCGGACAAGGAGCCAUUACGUGGAGAUUUUACAAGGACAUUUCUAGGUUCCUUGGCAGCCUGCCAAUGAACGACAGCAGCCUCACUGAAGAAACGUGUGGCGAAGACGCCACUGUUGAAAUAGUAAGUACAUAUUUUGUAGCAUGCAGGGAUCCUGUGCAACCUGCGUACGAAAGAUGUUUUGUUUUGUAUCACUUACCAGGAAGAAGGCACACUGAUUUAGUGUGUUCCGUUGUUGGCAUCACAUGCGGCAAACAUGACUUGUUUAUCAAUUCAUUAUGCACAACUGCUGUUGUGGCUGGGUAAGAAUGUCAACAUGAAUUCACACUUGAUGGUGUACCAACAUAAACAUUGUGUGGCUGCAAGAUGCGAGAGUAUAUGUAGAAUAUUUAUUAUAGAAACGGGUAAUACGCCUACUCAGCUUGUGAAGGCUGCAUGCGAGAGGUAGUUGCUUUUUGCUUCUGUGGUAACAAUCAGAACACUCAUUGCAAACAGUCUCUUUACAAAUAUGUUCACAUGUGCUAUAUUCUCUUU